UGCCGGUCUGUCUCUUUGAUCUGUCAUUCGUUUAUUUGUCAAAAAUAAUGGUUUUGUGAUUUUUCUACAACUUUGUCAAUCUGCCACGAAUUUUCUCGUUUGCCUUUUGGAAAAACCCAAAUUAUAAUAUUUGUCACUUUUUGUCAUAAACAGCGUUCUCCGUUUGAUCGAAUUUCUCCGGUAGUUGAUUAGUAAUUAAGUAUAAUUUUUGUGUGCAAAAAUUGAUUAUUUUAUUUUGUUUUGUUUAUCCGUGGCUUAUUGGUACAAUAAUAGCUAAUACAAACCACAUUUCGUGUUACGUAGGUAGCUACUUUUAUCAAUAAAUAUAACGUGUCAAUAAUGUGAAAUGUGAAGUAGAGUAAUCUUGUUGAGUUAUGGAUGAAAGCACUAAGAACUCCCCUUGUAAGGCAUGCAAUGAGGGUGCGGAUGAGGUGCAGUUGCAUGCUGAAGUGGAGCACCUCCGGCAGCACCUUGCAGAGAGGGAUGCACAUAUUUUAGUCCUCGAGGGGGAGUUUAUUAAGACCACAACCAAAGCCAACAACUUCGAGGAACAGCUUAAUACUUGGAGGGAAAAAUACGAAAGAUUGUAUGAUUCACACAAGAGGGUGCAGAAAUUGAAUCAAGUUCUUGAGGAGAAGUUGCUGCAAAUGGUGGAUAAGAUGAAGGGUGAGAAGAGUCAGCUGACGAAGGACAUAGCCACACUCUCCGUGAGGCUGGCAGAGUCCAAACACAAUUACAGCAUGCUGCAAAAAGAAAAUGAGCGAUACAAGAAUGAUAUGAACCUAGCGAUCCAGCUUCUACAAUGUAAACCUGACAAUUUUGUAUCCCAAAAGCUUGACAAUCUUCCUGUGGACACGCAGGCGAGGGUCUCGCAGUACGUCAUGUCGAAAACAACAAAACCAUCGAGCUCAACUCAGUCUAAAAAUGGUAACGAAAAUGACACCUUCGACGCAAGUGAGUACGAAUUCAACAUUUCUGCUUCACUUAUGUCUAAAAUCCUUGAGGACAGCAUUCAAGACACCGUGACUAAGCACUGUGAUACAUGCACUUGUUCUAAAUCUCAGAACAAACCUUUCUGCUACAAUGAAACUUAUUAUUCUGUGGCAACUCAAACUUUCCUUACUGGAGAAAUGAAAAAUUCCCUGUGUCUAAGUUGCAAUGGUGAGGUGAAGUCUGUGAACUCAAACCUGAGUAUUAGAAGCGCAUCUCCACAUGGAAUUAAACUGUUCAAUGAGAAGGCAUCUUUUGGUCUUACUGGACCAUUGUAUAUAGUACCGCAGCAAGAAACCCGAAAAGAUAACCAUGAUAGUGUUAGUGUACAGAACAUCUCUGAUAAAAUUAAACCCAAUCACUUGUCUGUUAAUCAUCCUAAAUUUGAUGAUUCUAAAUUGCUGUUAGAAACAGUCUCGCCGAAGGCAGAGGAAGUAAAACACUCAAUUAAAGAUGAUAGCACUAUGGAACCAGCUGUCCAUCAUAAACUUUGUGAUCGUACUAAGUCAUUAUCUAGUAAGAAAAGUAGCAUCCAUAGCGCCGCAGGAAACGAAGAUUUCCUUGUUAAGGAUACUUUAACGCCUAAAGAACAUCUUAAAACUGAAAAUCAGAUUGUGGAUAAUAGAGGUGGUAGAAAAAAUUCUCAAAGUUCAAUGGGUGCUAUAAGUAGAACAUCAUCAUUAGCAAAAUCCACAGUUAGCACUCACAAGUCUAACAAUCAGGUGGGACCUGGGCCGAGGUUUUGCCAUCUCCGUAUGCAAGCUGGCUCCAAGAAUAUACUGCUGGAUAAUGCCGAGCCAGACCUGCCUCCAGUCCUAUACAGACGCCAAAGUAAAUCCAACGAAACUUCCAUUUUCAAAGAUCUCGCGGAUGAUCUAGAUCACUUCAUUGAUAACAACAAAAAUGAAGCUGAUACGAAAAACGAUCCUCUGAAUGAUAACGUUGUUAUAGAAAGUACUCUUAUCGACGUCCAUGUCGACAAUAACAACAAAGAAUCUGAUUUGAUAGAACAACAAGCACCCAUCAACCCCGUGUUACUUAACGUAUCUUCUUCGCCUCUUCAGCCACUAAAAACUCACACUUUCUCAAAUAGCUCAGAGUACAACAAUAAUUCACAAAGUAUUGGUAGUCAACAAAACAAUACAGAAAUUAAUAACCUUCUAAACGAUUUUACACCUGACGUUACUAACGUCCAAAAUAACAACGUUCAAACAACCGAGACGCAAAAACGUGGUAAACAUGACAAUGUAACGCCAGUGGACAACAAUGACAUGAAGAUUUUUAACUUCGAUCGGUAUGAACAGAGCAAAUUAGGAACUCAUUUUAACAGGCCAUUGAGGAAGAUUGACAUGUCACAGCUGCACUCUAUCGAAAAUACGAAGAUAUCUAAAGAUUAUCCUUCGCAACUUAAUGGACCUAAACUUGAGAAGAAAGCCGGCCCUGCUCUCAAAGCGACACUGCCGGCUGUAGUCAAUGUGUAUCCUAAUUUGACCCAGACACAUCUUAAAGUUAACGAGCAUAAAAAAGUGUUCACCAAUGAGCAAAGCACCAGCUCUUUGUCAAGUGAUGAUAGUGCCGCUUUACUGCAAAAACAGCAGUUGCUGAGAGUGGCCGAAUGGGUCGAAAAGAACCUAGAACAGCAAAACAGUUACAAUGAUCCUUUAGAGGAUGAAAUGAGCUUCAGUAACAGAGCUUUGCGAAGAGAUAAAGUGUGUAGAUUGACGGAAACUCUCAACGAACUAGCUCUGAACAUGCCGCAUCCUGUGAGCAAGUAUUCGAAAUCCUAUUCAAGAGAGGGGCGCAUGUGGUCCCACACAAAUAACAAAACGAAUGCACAAAGUGAAGAAAAGCCUGUGAAAAAUGUUCCGAAUGCAAUUAUUACUAGUAAUGUGAUUAAAGAAACGAUAUUUCCCGUGGAGAGUGGCCAAGCGACUGUGACAAAAUGCGAAAAUAAACCAAGUUUGAACAAUCGGAAUAAUCUCGAGGAGUUUGACAAGGAGUUGAGAGAAGCGCUGACGUCUAAUGGGGACAAUGAAAUUACUGCGGAAGAUUUGGCGCGAAUGGAGUAUAACGUGAAGAAGUUUCUGUUGAGUGGGCCGCACUGGGCCGCCCCCGGCGCGGUGGGCCGCAGUCGCCGCACAAGUAGCAAAACUGAGACUGAUGUUUGAUUCCAUUGUAUGUAGACGUAGUUGCGACAUUCCAUCUCUCACACGUAUUGUGUACUAAUUUUGUAGACAUUUUUGCGAGCAGUUUUUUCUUAAUGUCUUGCUUCUGUAUUUAUAGUAGAAAGUCUUCAUUGUUUCAGAAUAUAUCACAAGCAAAUAUAAUGCAAUAUUAUACUACUUUUUAAUAUUUAAAAAUUGUACUUUAAUAUUUAAGUGAAUAUUUUUCUGCCAUUUAUUUGUAUAGGCGUUCUUACUUUAUUUUACCGAAUUACGCUAGUCUUUUUAUAAAUAUGUUAAAUAUUAAAUCGAUGUUAAUCAUUAUGUGGUUUUUAAAAUUAUCAGUAUGUACUAAUUAAAUACAGUUGAAUGUGAUCGUGUUACUUAGAAUAGAACCCAAUCGAAACUAAUAUUUUUGGGAUUUUUAAUAAGGAAAGCACAAUCAGUAUUGUCUUAGAAUUUCACGACGUUUCAUAGUCGCACAAUAGACAUGUUUUAUGAAAUAAUAUAACUUGUUUAUAUGCGUACUGCGAAAUGGCCCUAUUUAAGGGUGUAUGUUUCCGGUAGUUCUGUGUUAGCGUUUACUAGAUAUGGAUAUUUGUCAAAAUCAAGGCUGCCCCUAGCUAGUUAGUCUUUAGAUUAAUUCAAAUCUAUGUAAAUGUUUUAGUUUGUUCAUUUAAUCAGCUAAUUCAAUGACGUUAUUCAACAAUCAUAAAACGAAUGGUAAUACAUUAGUUGUAGCCAAUAAAUGUCUUUACUUUCAUGAUCAUGUAUGUAUCUACGUACAUACAAUACCUAAUAUAAUAAAAGUAAAUGAAUCUUUGAUUUUUGUUGGAAGGGUGGUAAUACUGGUAUGCCUGAUUUUAAAUGGCUCGGUGUAAACUGCGUGACAUCUAAGCAUGUCUGUAAACUUUUUAAAAUCCAUUUAUUAGACAGUUAAUGACUAGACGUCAAUGAAAUGGCUGAUUUAAUCAAUUAUCUGUAACGGGAAAAUAUUUUCUACGUUAUGUAAAUGCAUUUGCUAUAUCUAACAGAGAAUGCAGUCUAUACGCAUAAAAACAGGUCUGAGAUACCUAUCUCAGAUCUGAUGAUUGAGGGUAAAUUACGAGUAAAUUCAUUGAAAUAACAUAAAAAAUAUUUUGCCGGUGUCCCUAAAUGUGUUAAGUAUUUAGUAUGCUUCUGAAUUUGUGAUAAUGCUGUGAGGUACUAUGGUAUGUACAAAAUACUCUGGCUAUAGUGCAGAUUUAUUAAUAUCAGUAGAGUUACUGGAAGGGUUCAGAUAUCAUCGUUUUCGCCGCUUAAAAGUGAAAUGCCUAUUAGUUUAAUACUAAAUUGCAGCGAUAGUGUGCUUUCAUUAAAUAAAAACUAAGUAUUUGAAAGAAAGAAAGAAAAAACGUUUAUUUGGUCAAACAUAUUAGUACUUAGUAUUUUUUUUACCUUCAGUCAACAGUUUUAAGAACAGAUGAGAUACAAUUUCCAGACUUCAACACACACGCAUCAGCUUAAUUGUUGGUGUGUUAUAAAAUGAAUAAAUAAACUUUGGGUAGGUACAUAAAAAUAAAUGCAAAUAUAUAUCUUAAACGUUUUCAAAUAUAGUUAAUUUUUUGUACAAAGUUUUUAAAAAAUACACAAUUAUUUAUUGCAUAUACUGGAAACGAUAUACGUUUCCAGUAUAUGCAAUAAAUUAUAAUUUAAAAAAAUUUUAUCAAACAAUGAAAAUGCAAUUAAUUUAUUAAUCUAUACUUAAACCUAUCGCAUACUUAUUCCAGUAACCCUAUGCUUGCAAUGGUUAUUCUAAAAUGAUAAACUAUAGUCCAAAUGUAUGCCGUCGAUCUAAAUAUUAUUAUAUAAACAAAAAGAAAAAAGUGUAUACUCAUAUAUUCACUUCACACCGCCUCUGCUUACUCGUACAACUGUUUAUACUAUGUAUCUAGAUAUCAAAGUGUGUGUCUUUUGUGCAAAUUUUAUUAUGUAAUCGGGUAGAUGAGAUAUAUUUUUGAAAGGUUCGUUACAAUUGGUGUAUACUGUAGCUAGGAUAAAACAAUAUUUGUAGUCACCGAGUCUGCCAGUACAAGUGACGUUAUAAGUUGUUAUAGUUGAACUAUGUUAGCUAAGUGGAUCAGGAACAACUAGCUACAUGGCAAUCUCAAAGUUUUUAAAUUAUAUCAAUUAAAAUGAAUAUAAACGACAUCAUAAAUCUUAUUUUCCUGCACAUUUUCAUGAUGUUUGUGUGCAUGUUUAUAUAUAUGUGAAUGUUAAAAAAUAUAGUAUCUUUGAGGGAGUUUGCCAUAACACAAGUCACGAGCUUCCUCGAGUUGUUCGAGUUCAUGAGUUCUUGAUUCACAAAUUUGCAACUUAAUGUGGUAAGUGUAGAUAGUAUUGGCUGGUCGGUGGCGGUAGACACCGAGCACAAUUUUAGCGUCGUUUUGAUGUUAGUUAUCAUCCGACUGAACGCAAUGGCGAACAUCGACAAGCAUUCCAUACGAUUGUUUCCAUUAAUUCAAAAUAAUUCUUUAGGAAAAUUACAAGAAUGUAUCUAUUGAUGCUUUGUGUUAUCUUGACAAUAUUUGCUUAUUGAGCGAUAUUUUUAUUAUUGAUUUUGAUUAGAUAGUCCAGACUCAUGUAUACGGAGACUAAUGACUUUUCCGUAUUUAGUCUAUUAAUUUCGUAAUUUAUUUCCUAUUUCGUCUUUUUUGUGAUUUUUUAUAUUGUUUGUAAAUAUUAAGUAAAAUAUUUUCUUUUUAGUUCUCUUAUUAUUGAGUUGUUAUGAUUUUGUUAUAAUAAAUGAUCUUGUUAAUAUUUUUGAGAAUAUGAUCACGUAAAUUGCUAUGGCUGGUCCCACUGAGUAAUAAUAGCUUCAGCAUAACAUGUAAUAAUUUAUGUCAUUAUUUAUUAUUAAAAUUAUGAUGAAGCAUA
This is a messenger RNA of Plodia interpunctella (Indianmeal moth), 6068 nucleotides long. RefSeq lists its product as uncharacterized. The transcript is spliced from 5 exons. The record is from RefSeq and is a predicted model, not a curated record. The coding region runs from base 375 to 3158 and encodes 927 amino acids. NCBI's taxonomy places the organism in Eukaryota, Metazoa, Arthropoda, Insecta, Lepidoptera, Pyralidae.